AGAGCCUGUCUUGGGUGCACCGGGAGCGGAAGCCAGAGCCAGGGCCGCUGCUUCCCAGGGCUGAAUUCACACAGGAAAUCUGAGACACACAACAUCUUAUAGUCUGGCUUGCCAUCCCUGGUCAUGCGGUGGGCCCAAAAUAAACUCCCUGCUUCAAAGGCGAGUGUUUGUGAGCUGCCUGGCAGUGUGACUGGGACCCAGAGAAGGCUGGGGCCUGGGCUGCACGGAGACACUCCUUCCAUCCCCCCUGAGGCGUGCCCUGGUCACAGAGCCCACCAGGCCACUCUGUGUUUCUGCCUCCUGCCCCCAUGCUGAGCAGCUCUCUUGAAGCCCGGGGUGACAGAUACAGAGAUGGCUACAGAGAUCAGCGCCCCGGGCAGACAGCGUGCCAUCGGGCAUGAGGAGUACAGCCUGUACAGCAGCCUCAGUGAGGACGAGCUGCUGCAGAUGGCCAUUGAGCAGAGCCUGGCUGACAAGACUCGAGGCCCCGCCACGGCCGAGGCCACCGUGGCUGCUCGAGCCAACCGCCCACCCGCCCAUUUCCACCCAUGGACCAGGUCCUCCACGCCUGAGAGCCCCCCGGCCUCGGCCCCCUUGGGCUUGUUCCACGGGGUCAUGCAGAAGUACAACAGCAGCUUAUGCAAGGCCUCCCAGCCCACGGACCCGGUGCUCAAGGCCAUCAAGGAGGGUGACGAGGAGGCCCUGAGUGCCAUGAUCAAGGCUGGCAAGAACCUGGCUGAGCCCAACAAGGAGGGCUGGCUGCCGCUGCACGAGGCCACCUACUAUGGCCAGGUGGGCUGCCUGAGGGUCCUGCUUCGAGCAUAUCCUACAACGGUGGACCAGCGCACCCUGCAGGAGGAGACAGCGCUGUUCCUGGCCACCUGCAGGGGACACCUGGACUGCCUCCUGUCGCUGCUGCAGGCUGGGGCUGAGCCGGACAUCUCCAACAAGUCCCGAGAGACACCGCUCUAUAAAGCCUGUGAGCGCAAGAACGUGGAGGCGGUGAGGACCCUGGUGCGCUACAACGCAGACACCAACCACCGCUGCAACCGUGGCUGGACGGCACUGCACGAGUCCGUCUCCCGCAAUGACCUGGAGGUCAUGGAGAUCCUGGUGACGGGAGGCGCCAAAGUGGAAUCCAAGAACGCCUAUGGCAUCACCCCUCUGUUUGUGGCUGCUCAGAGUGGCCAGCUGGAGGCCCUGAGGUUCCUGGCCAAGCACGGCUCUGACAUCAACACGCAGGCCAGCGACAGCGCAUCUGCCCUCUACGAAGCCUGCAAGAACGAGCAUGAGGAGGUGGUCGAGUUCCUGCUGUCCCAGGGUGCAGACGCCAACAAGGUCAACAAGGACGGCUUGCUGCCGCUGCACGUGGCUGCCAAGAAAGGCAAUGACAGGAUCGUGCAGAUGCUGCUGCCCGUGACCAGCCGCACGCGCGUGCGCCGGAGCGGCAUCAGCCCGUUGCACCUGGCGGCCGAGCGCAAUAACGACACGGUGCUCGAGACGCUGCUGAGCGCGGGCUUUGACGUGAACGCACAGCUGGCGCCUGAGCGCUCGCGCCUCUACGAGGACCGGCGCAGCUCCGCGCUCUACUUCACCGUGGUCAACAACAACGUGUAUGCCACCGAGCUGCUGCUGCUGGCCGGCGCCGACCCCAACCGCGACGUGCUCAGCCCGCUGCUCGUGGCCAUCCGCCACGGCUGCUUGCGCACCAUGCAGCUGCUGCUGGACCACGGUGCCAACAUCGACGCCUACAUCGCCACGCACCCCACUGCCUUCCCCGCCACCAUCAUGUUCGCCAUGAAGUGCCUGUCCUUGCUCAAGUUCCUCAUGGACCUCGGUUGCGACGGCGAGCCCUGCUUCUCGUGCCUCUACGGCAAUGGCCCGCACCCGCCGGCUCCCACGCGCACCAACCGCUUCAAUGAUGAGCCCGCCUCAGACAAGGCACCCAGUGUGGUGCAGUUCUGUGAGAUCCUCUCGGCCCCGGAGGUGAGCCGCUGGGCGGGGCCCAUCAUCGACGUGCUGCUGGACUACGUGGGCAACGUGCAGCUCUGUGCCCGCCUGAAGGAGCACAUCGAGAGCUUCGAGGACUGGGCAGUCAUCAAGGAGAAGGCAGAGCCCCCGAGGCCCCUGGCUCACCUGUGCCGGCUGCGGGUACGAAAGGCCAUCGGGAAAUACCGGAUAAAACUCCUGGACACGCUGCCACUGCCUGGCCGGCUGAUCAGAUACCUCAAGUACGAGGACACCCAGUGAUCGGGCUAUGGGGGUCUUGGAGUGGCACCGGUUUGUCUUUGCUACGUCUUGGGAUGCCAGUGUCCCCGAGCCCAAGAGGGCUUGGGGACAGUUGAGGCUGCAGGCCCAGCGGCGUGUCCUGCUCUUGAAGGGUCUCUGGGCACGAGCAGAGGACGAAUCCAGUGGCAGAACAUUUGUUCCUGACCCAGUGAGAUCCCAGACCUCUGCCGUGGGCACUGGCGGAGACUUCUGGUCCUGGGGCAGGUCCUCUGGCCCCCCAACUUGGCUGUAGAACGGUUAAGGGCGAGCCUACCUUCCUGGGACAAGCCUCUCUGGGGGCUCUUCCCCCCUCCUUGGUGACGCCCUUCACCUGACUCUUUAGGGUUCUCCUGCAGACAGACCCUGCCCUCCCAACCUCACCCCUUCCCCCAGCCCCACAGCCUGUGGCCCUCAGGGAGUGGGGGCGGGCCAGGGGUGGGAGGCAAAGAUGAGUUACCUUUGCUUGAAUGAACCCUUCACCCAACAGGAGAGCACGAGGGCGGGGGUGGGGGUGGGGGUGUUUCUCACUGGACUCCAUUGUCAUGGAAACAGAAGCUUACUGGCCGGAGGAGUCUGGGGCCCACCAGUCUCCCCCAGGGACAGCCCUGCACACCCGUGUUCCUGGCACUCUGUCUUCCUCUUCUGCUCCCUCCUGUUUUGCUACAGAUGUGAGACAUGGGGCUGGAGGUGGGGCCACAAUAAAAACCUUGCACAUGUU
Molecule: messenger RNA, 2986 nt
Organism: Echinops telfairi (small Madagascar hedgehog)
Lineage: Eukaryota; Metazoa; Chordata; Mammalia; Afrosoricida; Tenrecidae
Gene: ASB2
Product: ankyrin repeat and SOCS box containing 2
Exons: 10
Coding region: 352-2250 (632 amino acids)
Biological process (GO): intracellular signal transduction
Molecular function (GO): protein binding
Source: RefSeq, a predicted model, not a curated record